Molecule: messenger RNA, 1812 nt
Organism: Closterium sp. Yama58-4
Lineage: Eukaryota; Viridiplantae; Streptophyta; Zygnematophyceae; Desmidiales; Closteriaceae
Source: the annotation of a GenBank genome assembly
AUGGACGGGGGAAGAUGGGUGUUCACGUUCAUUCCCACGGCAGUGGAGCUCCUACUGGUGUGUGCCCUGCGCUCUCUCCUCUCCACUCACCAAUCCUUACAACCCUCUUCCUUUGCUUUCCUGUCCCCCACUCCCGUCCCCUACCCCCCAGUGUUCACGUUCAUCCCAACGGCAGUGGAGCUGCUGCUGGUGUGCGCGCUACUGGCGAACCACAUAUCGCUGUCCUUUGCGGGCGUGGUGCUGCUAACCUUUGUCGUCUACGUCGCAUGGACCGUCGCCCUCACCAAGGCCUCCGUCUCCAUCCGCAAAGAGGUGAAUCGGCUGGACGGUCUGGCGACAGGCAAGGUGGUUGAUGUGCUGCUAAACCACGAGACCGUUGUGCAGUUCAACAACCAGCGCCUGGAUCUGAUGCACUAUGACUCACUGCUGCGGGACUACCAGAGGGAAUCCGUGAACCUGGAGAAGGUAUCAGCGGCGCUGAACGGGGGCCAGACGACCAUAAUCUCCAUCGGGCUGGCGGCAGUCAUGGCAAUGGCGGGGCUGCGCGUGGCCGUGGGCCGCAUGACAGUCGGUGACCUAGUGCUCGUCAAUGGGCUUAUUCUGCAGCUCUCCCUGCCACUGCAGUUUCUGGGGUUCCUGUACCGUGACCUGCGCCAGUCUCUUGUCGACAUGGAGGCCAUGUUCCACAUGCUCAGUCUGGAGUCGGAUUUGAAGGACGGGCACUUGGAGCUGGCGCCAAGGGCGGAGGGCGUGGCAGUGGACGUCAACAACAUCUCCUUCAGCUACAUGAACGGCCGCCAGGUGCUGAAGGGGGUGUCGUUCUCCAUAGCGCCGGGCGAGAGCGUGGCGAUCGUGGGCCCAUCAGGGUCAGGAAAAUCGACCAUAGUGAAGCUGCUGCUGCGCCUGUACGACCCCUCUGAGGGCUCCAUCUCCUUUGAUGGCACCGAUGCCCGCGAGCUCAAGCAGGAGUCGUUACGGCAGGCAGUGGCGGUGGUGCCACAGGACACAGUGCUGUUCAACGACAGCAUCCGUUACAACAUUGCGUAUGGCCGCCCCUCUGCCUCUGUUGCUGAGGUCGACCGCGCUGCUGGCCAGGCGAAACUCCUAGAUGCCAUUCGGCGCAUGCCAGACGGGUUUGACACCGUGGUGGGGGAGCGCGGGCUGAAGCUGAGCGGAGGGGAGAAGCAGCGAGUGGCCAUCGCACGUGCCUUCCUCAAGAACCCGCGCCUGCUGGUCUGUGACGAGGCCACCAGUGCUCUGGAUUCUGCGACAGAAGCGAACAUUCUGAGGUCGCUGCAGCAGCUGGCAGCCGGCAGGAGUUGUCUGUUUGUGGCGCACAGGCUGAGCACCAUCAAGCAUUGCGAUAAGAUUCUGGUGAUGGAAGCAGGGAGGGUGGUGGAGCAGGGCACGCACGAGCAGUUGCUAGCUGCAGGUGGCAAGUAUGCUGCUAUCGUUAUGGUUGCUGCAAAGUUUCUGGGAUCUGCGUACUUCAACAAUGCGUGUUUUGCCACUGUUGGAGGAAUUGGAACAAAUGAAAUCAACAAACUUGAGCUGGACUUCUUGUUUCGAAUUAAUUUCACGCUCAACGUGACGGCUGAGGAAUUCAACAAGUACAAGAUGCACAUUGAAGACGAGCUUGACGUUUCCACUUCCUUCAGUCAAGAUCACUUCAUCCGUGGAUCCACAAAGCUUAUGAAACAAGCAGAACAAACGAGCGACAGCAGUCUUUGUUCCAGCCGGUCUCGAGCCAAGAUGUCCAAGCGAUCUGAGUCCAAGACCAUCAUGCCUGACACGUAUCUCUAUGCAGUAUGA